Molecule: messenger RNA, 744 nt
Organism: Parascedosporium putredinis
Lineage: Eukaryota; Fungi; Ascomycota; Sordariomycetes; Microascales; Microascaceae
Source: the annotation of a GenBank genome assembly
AUGCCUCGAAACGUUUGCGUAACCGCCGCCGAUGGCCAAACCGGCCACCUCAUCGCAGAGCUCCUCCUCACCCAGCCAUUCUCAGACAAAGUCGACUCCGUGACGGCCCUGGCACUAGAUCCAGAGUCGCCCAGGGCCAAGGCUCUCGCUCACCUAGGCGCCACCGUCGAGUCCAAGUGCGACACGUUGUGCCUCGUGCCACCGGCGCACGAGGACAAGUUUGACAUCGCGAGGGAGCUCAUCGUUGCAGCUAAGGAGGCAGACGUGCAAAACACUCUACUUAUUAGUGCGGCGGGAUGCGAGUAUGCGGACCCCGCAAAGCAGCCCCGGCUGAGGGAGUUUAUCGAUCUCGAGUGCUUGUUCAUGGAGAGCAAGGGCGACAUGGAUACGGCCGUGGGGCACUCCCCAUGCAUCAUCCGGUAUGCCUUGCUAUGUCCGAAGCUCUGCGAUGGCGACGAGCUGGCGACGGCGGCCAGCCAGACACUCGGCAUCGAUUUAAAAUAUGACGAGAUUUCUCCAUCGGAAGCCAAAAAGGUGCUCAAAGCACAAUCCGAAAGCGAUGCAUCGGAGCAAGAGUAUCUCCUCGAGUAUUACACGCUCGUGCGAGAAGGCAAGACGAACUACAUCUCGACCAACGCCUUCCACGACGUAACGGGCGCCCACCCAACGGAGCCCGAGGAAUUUUUCAAGAUCUACAAGAAUGAAUUCAAGCCGGCCAAGAGAGCCAAACACAACCAUCACUAA